GGUCAAUGUUAGCGCUUCCUUCAGUAUACGUUCAGCGAGACCGGCGCGCGCAUCCCGCGGCGCAUCCGUGCGAUAUCACACUCGCAUACUGAUCAUAGUGAACCGGCCAUACGGUUCAUAUAGAACCUGGGGGUGGUUCGACGAACUUUUUAAAUUAAGAAUCACGCCCUCACCGGCCAGUUGCGAAAUUGGCGCUUUUUUCGCAAGUGACAUUUGACAUUCGAAAUUCGAAUUGGACUGUGAAUUUUCCGGCCAGUUUCAUACUGACCUCUUGUUUGUGUUAAUUUUUGUACUGAGAACUCUCGUAAUCCUCAGCUUACACUUAUGAAUCAACGAAUCUCUCAAACCUUCAGAUAAUAACCGCUUGCGUCCAGUGUUUAAUCCGUUGGGACGUUUCACCGGCCGAUCGAUCACAGACUCUAUAUUCGUCGCCGACAUCUCUAACCGAUAAUCGAAGUGACGUCCCGUGUUUUUUUAAUUUCAAGAUCCCUCAUUAAAUGUGAUGGACGAGCGCGGUCGCAUUCUUCGAGAUUACUCAUUAUGAGAUGUUAACUCGUGAUCUGUGAGUGGAUAUUGUCUUUGACAGGCAGCUUAGAAAAAAGUACGACUGCAUUCGAUGUCAUAAUUUGAAAUUCGAAUAGGGAAAGAGAUAGAAACUCCUUGCUGCAUGCGGUUGCGAUGACAGACGAUUUGAUUUGAAUAAAGAACGAGUGACGUUUGCAAAUAUAUCAUAGACAAUGGAGACAUUAGUUCUCAUACCUCAGGAGUUGAGUUUGGCGCUGAGGCCUGGAGGAGCCCGGGGCAGGGAGGCUUCGGUCAGCGUGUGGUCGUCAGUGGAGAUGUCUCGAGGGGCGCUACUCUACCCCUUCCAGGGAACGAUAAGGAUUGACAAGCUCCAUGUUUACUCCUAUGUGCCAGACCAUGACGUCCGGCACAGGUUCGGUCUGUUCGACGAGGUGUGCGCGUCGGGCGGCGUGCAGGUGCGCCACUGCAACUGGGUGCGCUUCCUGCGUGUGUCCGAGAACUACGGGCCGCAGGUGAACCUCGUCUGCACGAUGGUGAAGGGCGAGCCGGUCUACGAGGCGGUGAAGCCGGUGUCGGCCCACACCGAGCUGGUGGUCUACUACCUGCCUGAGCGGCCCGAGGAGCUGUUCUUCGUCAGGAUGAGGAACAACCUGUAUAGGCAGACCAUGGACUCUAUAUUGGAAGACUCCCCCCUCGACCUGUCCACCUCCCUUCUCUCCCGCGUGCUGCUGCCCAUCUCCCCUCCAUCCGGGGCGGAGGACGAGCACAAGUCAGUAUCCGGGGACUCCCUGACGUCCUGCUCAGCAGGGUCUUCCAGCGAGCUACUAGACAGCACUCCGAAGAUACAGCGGCGGCCGGCUCGGUCAGAGCGCGCGCUGCUCCCGUGUGAAGUGUGUGGGAAGGCGUUUGACAGACCCUCGCUCCUGAAGCGGCAUAUGAGGACGCAUACAGGUGAAAAGCCCCACAUCUGCAUGGUCUGCAACAAGGGGUUCAGCACGUCGAGCAGCCUCAACACGCACCGGCGCAUCCACUCGGGAGAGAAGCCUCAUCAGUGCCAGCAUUGCGGGAAGCGGUUCACUGCCAGCUCUAACUUGUACUAUCAUCGGAUGACACAUAUUAAGGAGAAGCCACAUAAGUGCAGCCUUUGCUCGAAGUCGUUCCCGACGCCCGGAGACCUCAAGUCCCACAUGUACGUGCACAGCGGGUCGUGGCCGUACAAGUGUCAUAUCUGCUCGAGAGGAUUCUCGAAGCACACCAACCUGAAGAACCAUCUCUUUUUGCAUACUGCCAAACAUCAAAGGAACAGCGCAAGAGAAGCCACCUGAAAAUUAAAUGUUCUAUCGAAGUUGUAAAAUACAUAAAGUAUAAUUAUGUAAAACUAACUAAUCUUACGACUGAAAAUAUAUUGUAAUAUCAAAAAGCCUAAUGAGAAAAAAUAUCAUGAGUAUUGGCAGAUAAAUAGGCAGCAUUUUUUUAUAAAAUUUUAUUCUGCUGCUACAAUCACAAAAACGCUAAAAAAUAAUUAUAAUUAAUAAAAAAAGUUUUGCUUUCUAUGUAUCAAUCCUAAAAUAAUUAUUAUAUUAAUCUUAAGUAUUAUAAAAUAUAAGCUGCUGUACAAAUAUCUUGCCUAAUAUACAAAAAUGUGAUACUAGACUGUAAGUUAAAUGCCUAGGUAUACUAAUUUUAAGUGUUAAUUUAUUAUUCAUAUUUCAAUUUUCAGUUAAUAUGAUUACGGUUAAAUCUUUAUAUAAUAGAGACAUUUUUAAGUAUUUGUAAAUAAAAUUAAAGUUUAAGGUUUUUAUUUAUUAAUUAUAAAUGAAUUUGUUGUAAAUACGGUGUUAGUUUAGUGUCAACCAAACGUUUCUUUACGUAUAUAUUACGUAAAUAAUUACAAUACUGUACGGUAUUGUGUAAUAUGCUUACAAAUGUACGUAUAUUGUGAUUUCCGUCCGAACACAGUUAUUUAUGAAAUAAUCUAUUUAUAUUAAUUAAGAGUAAUUAUACUUACUAUUCAUAUAAAUAGAGGAAAACUAU
Molecule: messenger RNA, 2559 nt
Organism: Plutella xylostella (diamondback moth)
Lineage: Eukaryota; Metazoa; Arthropoda; Insecta; Lepidoptera; Plutellidae
Biological process (GO): regulation of transcription by RNA polymerase II
Cellular component (GO): nucleus
Molecular function (GO): protein binding; DNA-binding transcription activator activity, RNA polymerase II-specific; RNA polymerase II cis-regulatory region sequence-specific DNA binding
Source: RefSeq, a predicted model, not a curated record